AUGAAUAACACAGAUAAAAAUUCCAUCUCUUUGCUACACGCCAUGUACAAUGAGAUACUAUCUUUGAAGGCAGGCCAAGAAAAGGCCAAACUUGAAAGAAAGGCACAGAUCGAAGAGUUGAAGCUCAAAAUGAAGACGAGCAUCAAAGAUUUGAAUUUGGAGAUUACUGCUCUCCAGAGCCAACUGGAGAAUAGAAACAUUUCCAACCAACACACUUUGCCUUCUGUCUCUGCCAUUUUUAGUGCUAAUACCAUCCGCAAACCGGUGAGCAUAUUCCAUGAAAUAACUUUAAAGCAUAUCUUCAAGAUGAUAAGUGAAGACCUUGGCAUUGAAGUAACAAGUAACAAAAAGGCCACACUCAAUAUGUGUACAAAGCUUAUAUGUGAUGAUAUGGCUGCCCAUCCUUCGGUGAUCGCUCUUGGUCCUAAUCCUAGCUGGGAGUCUAUAACAGUAGCACUUAAGAAAGAAAUGUGUGCCAGGCACGCAAAUAUAAUGAAGGAUUCUGGUAUAGACUUCACUAGAUGUCUCGGAAAAUUGGGCAUCAACUGCAAGAGUUGCACAUCUCUGGAGGGACCGCCAUAA
Molecule: messenger RNA, 582 nt
Organism: Phycomyces blakesleeanus NRRL 1555(-)
Lineage: Eukaryota; Fungi; Mucoromycota; Mucoromycetes; Mucorales; Phycomycetaceae
Exons: 2
Coding region: 1-582 (193 amino acids)
Source: RefSeq, a predicted model, not a curated record